Messenger RNA from Maniola jurtina (meadow brown), 977 nucleotides. Its product is annotated as histone-lysine N-methyltransferase SETMAR-like. The coding region runs from base 115 to 741 and encodes 208 amino acids. Lineage: Eukaryota; Metazoa; Arthropoda; Insecta; Lepidoptera; Nymphalidae. Gene Ontology annotation, molecular function: nucleic acid binding. The record is from RefSeq and is a predicted model, not a curated record. The transcript has a single exon.
GAUUUUUGAGUGAAACUUUUUUCAUACGGUACCUAUGUAGUUCUUCUUUUAAAAAAUGUGCAACACUCGAUUAACAACUUUCAGUUGUUUUUUUAUUCAGCUUAGACGAUAAAGAUGGAUACUUCGAAAAUUCGUGUGAUUUUUGAAUACGAGUUCCGACGCGGAACUAACGCGGCAGAAACAGCUUGCAAUAUUAAUGUUGCGUUUGGAGAGGGGACUGCUAAUGAACGCACUGUGCGAUUUUGGUUUAAACGCUUUCGUGAUGGAAACUUCGAUUUGAAGAACGAACCACGUGGAAGACCGCCCACACAGGUGAAUAACAAUGAUUUGAAAGAGAUGGUGGAAGCUGAUCCGAGACAAACUACCCAGGAAUUAGCGGCAUGGUUUAACGUUACCUUACCAACAAUAUUGACUCAUUUGCGUCAAAUCAAUAAAAUAAAAAAAUAUGAAAAAUGGGUGCCUCAUGAUUUGACUGAUCUGCAGAAAGAAACGCGUGUUGAAACUUGCGUUGCCUUGUUGAAUCGAUACAGAAAUGAAGGAAUAUUGGAUCGAAUUGUGGCAUGUGAUGAAAAAUGGAUUCUUUACGAUAAUGGUAAGCGGAAAAUGCAAUGGCUGACCCCAGGACAAACGCCGCAACAGUGUCCUAAAGCAAAACUUACCAAUAAAAAGGUAAUGGUAACGUUUGGUGGUCUCAGCGUGGUGUUAUUCACUAUAGCUUUCUCCGAUCUGGUCAAGCAAUAACGGCAGAUGUCUACUGCGCCGAACUCCGAAUAAUGAUAGCGAAACUAGCAGUGAAACAGCCCCAACUUAUGAAUCGAUCUUCACCAUUAUUGCUCCACGAUAACGCGAGACCUCAUACAGCACGAGAAACCGUUUUAACUCUACAGGAACUGCAAUUAGAAACCAUUCGUCACCCUCCGUAUUCGCCAGACCUUGCUCCAACGGACUACCAUUUUUUUCGUGAUUUGGACAAUUUU